AUGCUCGUUUCUUUGGAAUUGCUCACAACCUUCCUGGCGUGUUUUUCCACCGGAUAUUCUCUUCAGAUUGCGCCGGACACGCCUCUAUCCGAAUUGCUUUCUUCUGCAAAAGCCCACCUUGCACAAGGUUCGCCUCGAGACGCCGUAGCAUACUUCGACGCCGCAGUCUCGCGGGACCCUUCCAACUACAUCACACUCUUCCAACGUGGAGCAGCAUAUCUAUCAAUUGGAAAGAACUCUCAGGCAUCGAGCGACUUUGAUCGGGUUCUGGAGCUCAAGCCUGACUUCGAGGGCGCUCUCCUACAACGAUCCCGCCUCAAGGCACGAUCCGCGCACUGGGCAGAAGCUCUGCAGGACCUCGAACGGGCCGGAAAGAAAUCAUCCACCGAUUACGAGGAGUUGGAAGCUGCACGUAAUGCGGCAACGUUGGCUCUCAGUGCCGAAAAGCAAGGCGCCUGGGAGAGCUGCAUCUCUGAGGCAAAUGUGGCCAUUCUAAAGGCAAACACAGCAUUAUCUUUACGGCAGGCGCGAGCCCAUUGCCAUUUUGAACGAGGCGAGAUAGAAGAAGGUAUCAGCGACCUGGCGCAUGUAUUGCAAAUCUCACCUAGCUUGAUCGACUCUCACUUGCAGAUGUCAUCGAUGCUAUUCUACUCUUUAGGGGACAGUGACCGUGGCCUCGCUCAGAUCCGCAAAUGUCUUCAUGCUGAUCCCGACUCGAAGGCCUGCAAUCGCCUCUAUAAACGUGAACGGAAGCUUGUCAAGCGGUUGGAGAAAUUGCAUACCGUCCUGGAGGCGCGCAAGUUCAGUAAUGCAGUCAACCUCAUGGUCGGGGAUGCCGAAUCCAGUGGAUUGAUUACAGACACCAAGACAGACGUUGAGGAGGCAAAGGAGGCUGGCCAUAUUCACCGUCUGGCGCCCAACAAUCUUUAUGUGUUCCUCGUCGAGAAAACCUGCGAGGCUUACCGUGAGAUGCGAAUGCUUAAAAAGGCUGGCCCUUAUUGUUCAGAAUCUCUAGAACUUGUUCCUCACUCACUCCACGGUCUCCUGUAUAAGGCCCAGACCGCGUUAGACGAAGACCGGUUUGAAGAUGCUAUACGCAUACUUGACUCGGCUAAGGAACACCAUCCCAGCUCUCAGGAGGUUCAAUCUCUCCAUCAGAAGGCUCACACCCUCCUGAAGCGCUCGAAGCAAAAGGAUUAUUACAAGGUCCUGGGUGUCAGUCGGGAUGCGGACGACCGAACAAUCAAGCGAGCCUAUCGCAAACUCACUAAGCAACACCACCCAGACAAGGCCCACGCCCAGGGCGUGAGUAAGGAAGAAGCAGAGAAGAAGAUGGCAUCCAUCAACGAAGCUUAUGAGGUUCUAUCUGAUUCAGAACUCCGGACAAGAUUCGACAACGGUGACGACCCCAAUGACCCUGAAUCGCAGCGUGGAAAUCCGUUCCAGGGACAAGGCCAUCCAUUCGGUCACGGUGGUGGUCAACAAUUCUUCUUCCAACAAGGUGGACCGCAAUUCAAAUUUGGCGGUCAAGGAUUCAACUUCCCGGGCGGAUUCCGCUAG
Messenger RNA from Penicillium antarcticum, 1560 nucleotides. Its product is annotated as DnaJ and TPR domain protein. Gene Ontology annotation, molecular function: misfolded protein binding; protein-folding chaperone binding. The record is from RefSeq and is a predicted model, not a curated record. NCBI's taxonomy places the organism in Eukaryota, Fungi, Ascomycota, Eurotiomycetes, Eurotiales, Aspergillaceae. Gene Ontology annotation, biological process: protein folding in endoplasmic reticulum. Bases 1 to 1560 code for a protein of 519 amino acids. The transcript has 2 exons. Gene Ontology annotation, cellular component: endoplasmic reticulum.